AUGGCCGGCAUGUCACAACAGAGAGAAUCUUGGCAAUAUCUGCUUGAGUUCAACUGCAUAUUCAGAAGUACUUCAAGUGAGUAUUUGAAUUGCAAAUAUUUCUGCAACCUCUGCAACUACCACUGUAAAGAUGUGGAGCACUCCAUCAGACAUUUGGAAAGGGAUGAUAAGCACUUGAAACUUAUGGAGUUGAAAAAAAUUGCAUUGGAUUUCAAAUUUGGGCCAACAUCAAACAACCCGACACCGAGGCAUCCAGAUCAGCUGGAUAAAUUUCUAUCUAAUCUGUACCAUGCGGUGUCUUUGUCGCCCGAAGAUUAUGAGACUAGGGAGACCUCGACAAAAGCAGUAGCCAAGAUGUACGGAUCGACGAGAACGAAAUGCGCCCUCCUAACUUCGGAUCUCAACAUCAACGUUCGAACUGAUCGGCCAGUCGAAGUUUUGAAGCUCCUGCAUAAGAUGAUGGUUGAAGACGAGAAUGGUUUGUUGAUUGGUUGGGUGGCGUGA
Helobdella robusta is the source of this 504-nucleotide messenger RNA. RefSeq lists its product as hypothetical. Bases 1 to 504 code for a protein of 167 amino acids. NCBI's taxonomy places the organism in Eukaryota, Metazoa, Annelida, Clitellata, Rhynchobdellida, Glossiphoniidae. The transcript is spliced from 4 exons. The record is from RefSeq and is a predicted model, not a curated record.